Molecule: messenger RNA, 4839 nt
Organism: Conger conger (European conger)
Lineage: Eukaryota; Metazoa; Chordata; Actinopteri; Anguilliformes; Congridae
Gene: gria4a
Product: glutamate receptor, ionotropic, AMPA 4a
Biological process (GO): modulation of chemical synaptic transmission; synaptic transmission, glutamatergic; monoatomic ion transport
Cellular component (GO): postsynaptic membrane; AMPA glutamate receptor complex; plasma membrane
Molecular function (GO): AMPA glutamate receptor activity; transmitter-gated monoatomic ion channel activity involved in regulation of postsynaptic membrane potential
Source: RefSeq, a predicted model, not a curated record
UCCCCCAUCUUGCAUGUGAAACAUUUACCGCCGGACAGAGCCUUUCAGGCGGCUGUGGACACUGCAGGGAAAAACACGGAAUGGAUUGCUAAAACUCGGUUUCUCCUGUCUUUUCCCGCGUGUCAUCAUCCUCAAUGUCUCUCAACAGUUUUUAACUAAACAAAAUGAGGAUUACUUACCAACAGCUUCUCUUGCUAUUUUCUGGCUUUUGGGGACUGGCAAUGGGGGCUUUUCCAAGCAGUGUUCAAAUUGGCGGACUGUUCACAGAUCAGGAAUACACUGCAUUUCGUUUAGCAAUCUUUCUGCACAACACCAGCCCCAAUGCCACGGAAGCGCCUUUCAAUCUGGUCCCUCACGUGGACAACAUCGAAACCGCCAACAGCUUCGCCGUGACCAACGCCUUCUGCUCGCAGUAUUCCCGCGGGGUCUUCGCCAUCUUCGGCCUGUACGACAAGCGCUCGGUGCACACCCUCACCUCCUUCUGCAGCGCGCUCCACAUCUCGCUCAUCACGCCCAGCUUCCCCACGGAGGGCGAGAGCCAGUUCGUCCUGCAGCUGCGGCCCUCCAUACGCGGCGCCCUGCUCAGCCUGCUCGACCACUACGACUGGAACCGCUUCGUCUUCCUCUACGACACCGACCGAGGAUACGCGAUUCUCCAGGCUAUCAUGGAGCGAGCGGGGCAGAACGGCUGGCAGGUCAGCGCCAUAUGUGUGGAGAACUUCAACGACGCCAGCUACCGGCGCCUCCUGGAGGACCUCGACCGGCGCCAGGAGAAGAAGUUUGUCAUAGACCUGGAGGCAGAGAGGCUCCAGAACAUUCUGGAACAGAUUGUCAGUGUUGGGAAACACGUCAAAGGAUACCAUUACAUCAUGGCAAACUUGGGGUUUAAGGACAUCUCCCUGGAGCGCUUCAUGCAUGGUGGGGCCAAUGUGACGGGUUUCCAGCUGGUGGACUUCAGCACACCGAUGGUCAUCAAGCUCAUGCAGCGCUGGAACAAGCUGGACCAGAGAGAAUACCCGGGGUCUGAGAGCCCCCCCAAGUACACAUCCGCGCUGACCUAUGAUGGAGUGCUGGUGAUGGCGGAGGCCUUCCGGAACCUUCGGAGGCAGAAGAUUGACAUUUCUCGGAGGGGGAACGCCGGGGACUGCCUGGCCAAUCCAGCUGCACCCUGGAACCAGGGGAUUGACAUGGAGCGCACCCUUAAGCAGGUACGAAUCCAAGGCCUAACAGGAAAUGUCCAAUUUGACCAUUACGGUCGCAGAGUGAAUUACACCAUGGACGUGUUUGAGCUGAAGAGCAAUGGACCUCGAAAGAUCGGUUACUGGAACGAUAUUGACAAGCUGGUUCUGGUCCAAAACGAAAUACUGCUUCCAAACGAGACUUCAGCCUUGGAGAACCGAACAGUCGUCGUGACAACGAUAAUGGAGGGGCCGUAUGUGAUGCUGAAGAAGAACUGGGAGAUGUACGAGGGGAAUGACCAGUUUGAAGGCUACUGCGUGGACCUGGCCUCCGAGAUCGCCAAGCACAUUGGCAUCAAGUACAAGAUUUCUAUUGUCCCUGAUGGCAAGUAUGGAGCCAGGGACCCGGAGACCAAGAUCUGGAAUGGGAUGGUUGGAGAACUGGUGUAUGGGAAAGCGGAGAUUGCCGUGGCCCCCCUGACCAUCACCCUGGUGCGGGAGGAGGUGAUCGACUUCUCCAAGCCCUUCAUGAGCCUGGGAAUCUCCAUCAUGAUCAAGAAGCCCCAGAAGUCCAAGCCGGGCGUCUUCUCCUUCCUGGACCCACUGGCCUAUGAGAUCUGGAUGUGCAUCGUGUUUGCCUACAUCGGGGUCAGCGUAGUGCUGUUCCUGGUCAGCCGCUUCAGCCCGUACGAGUGGCACACCGAGGAGCCAGAGGAGGGCACGGACGGCCAGCCCAGCGACCAGCCGCCCAAUGAGUUUGGCAUCUUCAACAGCCUCUGGUUCUCCCUGGGGGCCUUCAUGCAGCAGGGGUGCGAUAUCUCCCCGAGGUCCCUCUCUGGACGCAUUGUUGGGGGGGUGUGGUGGUUCUUCACCCUCAUCAUCAUCUCCUCCUACACGGCCAACCUGGCUGCCUUCCUCACGGUGGAGAGGAUGGUUUCUCCCAUCGAGAGUGCAGAAGACCUGGCCAAACAAACAGAGAUUGCGUAUGGCACACUGGACUCAGGAUCCACUAAAGAGUUCUUUAGGAGAUCAAAAAUAGCCGUGUAUGAAAAGAUGUGGACUUACAUGAAGUCCGCUGAGCCCACGGUGUUCACCAAGACCACGGCGGAGGGCGUGGCGCGAGUGCGCAAGUCCAAAGGGAAGUACGCCUUCCUGCUGGAGUCCACCAUGAACGAGUACACGGAGCAGCGGAAGCCCUGUGACACCAUGAAGGUCGGAGGCAACCUGGACUCCAAGGGCUACGGCGUGGCCACGCCCAAGGGCUCACAGUUAAGAACUCCCGUAAACCUUGCCGUUUUGAAACUCAGUGAAUCAGGCGUCUUAGACAAGCUGAAAAACAAAUGGUGGUACGAUAAAGGGGAGUGUGGACCCAAGGACUCUGGAAGUAAGGACAAGAGCUCUCAAGCACUCAGCCUCAGCAAUGUGGCUGGGGUAUUCUACAUCCUUGUGGGCGGGCUGGGCUUGGCCAUGCUGGUGGCCCUCAUAGAGUUCUGUUACAAGUCCAGAGCCGAGGCCAAGAGAAUGAAGCUCACCUUCACCGAAGCCAUGCGGAACAAGGCCAGGCUGUCCAUCACCGGGAGCGUGGGGGAAAACGGCCGCGUCCUGAGCCCUGACUGCCCCAAGGCUGUGCACACGGGACCCUCUCUCCGACAGAGCUCAGGACUGGCCGUGGUGUCCUCGGACUUACCGUGAAAACCAAAAAUACCCUAGUGCCUUAUCACAACACCACAAACGAAACUCAACAACAAACGGGACGGACAAACGAGCGAAGCGAUCUGCGCCAUCAAGCGAACUCUUAUCGAUAAAAAAAAAGUUUUCCACAAUGAAACGCGGAGCGUGGCGGAGGAGGCAAGGGUCCGAGGCGAUGGACUGAUGGUAGCGCAGCACAGACUGACAACAUCAGAAACGGAAAGAAACGUUUAAAAGAAAAUGCUGAAUUUUGACUUUCACCAUAUCACGACCAGGAAGCACCGCUCCGAGCCUUGCAGACGACAAAUUCCGCCACGUCGGCACAUGAGCUGUGCCCUGGUCGCCAGCCAGAACACCCCAGGAGGGCUUCAGCUACUGGCAGAGGGGCAAGGAAGAUCCUAUAAGACCACAAAGCUGUACUUGAAACAUAAACUGUGCUAAUUAGCAUUUUGCCAUUAACUGUUAAAAUGAACAUGCUUGUUAAACACUUGGCUGUAGUCUUGCCAAAAUAACGCUGAGGUCAAUGAGCCUAUUAGCCUACAACUCAUCGAAUAUCUGCAGCUGACAUGGGUGGCAACGUCAAGUGCCAGGGGAUAAAAAAUAUAUAUUAAUAAAAUUAUGAUGACGGUAAUAUUGAUAAUCGAUAAUCACUGUACUGUGAUGGAGAGAAAGAAAAUAAUGUAAAUUCUGUGAAAACAAAGCUGACAUUGUCUUUUAAAAAGAACAGAGGAACCUGUACAAGAUGCUUGCUUUUUAAACAGAUGUAAAUAAUAACUCAGUAGUGAUCAGAACACAUUUCUCUUUUAUAACCAUCUUAGGAAAUAAUUCAUUGCAAUAAUGAAUAUAAGAUGAUGCCACUUGUAAUUAAAAAAAGAAAAAUCCAAAUCUUUUAUAGAUAUACAUAUAAAUAAAUAAAUAUAUAUAUAUACAUAUACAGUAUACAAAAACAUGAGCACCUUCAUGGUUGCGGUCAUCUGCUCUGUUAACCAUUUUAAUGUUUCACAGACUGUAUCUGUCGCGACUCACGCUGAAUGUUGGACAGAUCCACACGUGUCCUCUCUGUAACGCUCGACACAGGCCACAGGCCGGGCCCAACCACCAAACGCCCAACACAGGUCUGGCGUGAUAACCAGUCCGGUUCUUUUGUACCACACCUGCUCAGAAGAAUAAAACGUCAGCGUUACUAUGGUCGUUCACAAUUCUUGAUGUAUUUUGUCUGCUGAAUAUACUUUGACUGUCUCUGUUUCCAUUCAAAAAAGCUAUUAACAUUUAAGCUAUUGAGAGGAUGAAAAAGGAAAAAAAAAUACAAAAAAUAAACAAGAGUUUUAUUUUUUCAUUAAAGCGACUGUAUUAGAGUUUCAGAUUGAAAUAAUUUUUAAUAAGCAAAAUCAAAGGUAGACACUGUUUUAGUGUUCACAGCCAAGGCCGAAGAGAAGCCUGCAGCUUUGGCCCUUAUGUUUUAACACUGUGGAUUUCCCUUAGGCCUUUUCAUUUUGAUAUUGAAUACUUACACUUGGGAAGCAGCAGUGCUGUGGAGAGAGGGGUACUGCCUGUAAUAUAAUCAUCCUUUUGACUCUCUUGGGAGUUUCCAAUGUUAAGGCUUCGGAAGGCAAUUGUGUGCCUUGAGUCUUCAAUCUCAACCUUCACCUGAGCUCCGCUCCUUUGAUUUCUGUUCUUUCUCCUUCUGUUUGAAAUGAUUGUCAAAUAAAAUUCAAUGUGUUUCUCAUAUAUAUAAUAUAUUUAUAUAUAAUAUAUUCCAUAUAUUAUAUAUUCCAUUCCCUGAAUUGAUAUAGAGAACAGGUGUUUGUUUUGUCAGCAGUUACGUAGGGCAGUCCAGGAGAGCAGGGAUCUAGCACUCAGAUCUAUUCUGUGUUCUGACUAGAAUCUAUAAACUAACCAGAUUGGCUUCUUAUUUUGGCUUUCAUUGGACUUCUUUAUGUUAAUCUUUUUUAGUAAAAUAUCAAUUCCAACA